CCCAGAGAAUGAUCAAACAUGGGAAAUUUUGAUGCUUUUGAAGGACAUACUAGACCUGGCAGCAUCAUUUAGAUUAACGGAAGAUUCUAUUGAUUUUCUCGAGGCCAAGAUCUCAGAGCAUAGAGGCUUACUUUUGGAAGUAUUUCCUCAUUUCAGAUUGCGCCCCAAGCACCACUUUGUUGAGCAUUAUCCACAGCUGAUGAGAAUACAUGGGCCACUCAGAGACAUGUGGACAAUGCGCUUUGAAGGCAAACACAAAUUUUUCAAACAAGUCAUUCGCAACACAAAAAACUUCAAAAACGUCACACAAACUCUGGCUGUCAGGCAUCAAAGAAUGAUGGCAUACCAUGUGGAUUCCUCCUCAUUUUUCAAACCUUCUAUACAAAUGGACAAGGUGACAGUUUCAUUGGUUUCAUCUUUCCCAGAGAAUAUUCAGAACUUACUGAAACAGAAGAAUGCAGCUCAGAACACUGUCUUUGUUGCAUCAUCUGUGAGCAUUGAAGGCAUCAAAUACAGUCCUGAUAUGAUUGUGUCUGUUGGUGCUUGUUCAGCUCUACCAGAUUUCAGGCAAAUUGACAAAAUCAUUGUCAUUAACAGUGAUGUAUUGUUUUUGUGCAAACAUCUGACAGCAUGGUAUAAUGAGCACCUGCGUUCUUAUGAGCUAUGCAAUCAUGGGUCAUCACUUUCGGUGCACAUGUUGUGUGAUCUGAAUGACCCGUUUCCUCUGGCAGCCUACAAAAUUAGAGGCAGAACAUUUGUGACCCUUAGACAUUAUAUUAUGUGCUGACUGGAUGUGAUUUGAAGUAUCAAACAGGAAUUUAACUUCAUUUUUUGGAAUCCUUUUUUAGAAUCACAACAAACAAUGGGGACACGGACCAUUCUACGAGUAAUUGUGCAUGACGGUGACAUUAGGAAGAUUACACUGAAUGAGAAACCUCAGACACUUGAAUCACUUGUUGAACAGCUUGAGGGCAAGCUGGGUCUUCAAUACAAGUUCUGCCUUCAGUAUGAGGAUCCAGAUUUCAACAAUGCACUCGUCAACCUGGCUGACAUUGCUGACCUGCCUGAGCAACCCACCAUAAAGAUCCUCUCCCUGGUGCCAACACCCACACCAAGCACUGCUGACACAGAGACCAUGUCUAUCUCCUCCCCCGAAAGUCGGUCAAGUCUUACAAGGUCUCCAUGGCCAGACAACUUUGAAAUUCCUUCUUUUCCUGUAGACAUUGAAUACAGAUUACGCCAAGCAAAUCUCCUCUAUAUGAGGGACAAGAAAUAUCUACAAGUGCCCAGGUACAUGAAGCAUGAGAUCCUCGAAAAACUUGCUGAGUCUAUUUACAGCUUCAAGGCAUAUCCCUGUGAUGAAGAAUACCUUGAUAUUGCAACUGCUCUUAUUCAAAAACAUCCAUGUCUCGCUGAACCAGGCUCCUCCAAUGGAUGUAAUGGCUGGAAAAAUAGCGUCAAAUUUAAAAUGGGUAAUUAUCGCACAAAACUACGCCGAGCUGGGUGUAAUGAUGUGGCCAUAAAUGAAGGGAAAAGAAAAGGCCAAGCGCCUCAAAGACCUUUCAAAAGACCCAAGCGGUUUGAAGUGAACUUCCUACCCAAUUUACCUGAUGGUGAAGAUGAGACUAGUAUGGAGUCCAAAAUAACGGAACUUGUGGAAGAGAUGAAAAAAAGAUCUCCAAAUGCCACUCUGUUAAACAAGAACAUGGACUCUACUUUUGCCCUGAGAAGAAGGGAGUUUGUGACCUUGGAGCCACCAGUAAAGGACAUCAUGGAAAGAUGGCCAGCACUCUUUGCUGAAAGUCAGGUAUUUUGAAACUGUUUACCUGUUUUAGGAUGGUUUAAAUUCGAAUAUCAUUUUAUCAUUUUGGUUAUGCACAUUUUAUCAAAACACAGGGGGGGAAAAAUGAAUUGCUUAUUGUAAUUCAGAGUCCCAAAAUGUCUGCUCAAACAAAAUCAACACAAAACAAUUACACUGGGCAGGAAACUAGUAUUGCAAAGCCCUCCAGAUAUACAGAUUUACAACACUUCUAUAUCUGAUUGUCUCAAAUUAUCCUACUGAAG
Molecule: messenger RNA, 2064 nt
Organism: Notothenia coriiceps (black rockcod)
Lineage: Eukaryota; Metazoa; Chordata; Actinopteri; Perciformes; Nototheniidae
Product: sterile alpha motif domain-containing protein 3
Exons: 1
Coding region: 863-1816 (317 amino acids)
Source: RefSeq, a predicted model, not a curated record